GACGUAAACAUCGCCCGCCCCUUUGUGUGGUUAGUUCAAUGCUAAAGCUAAAAACAACAACAGAAAGAAGUAAGAAAGAUGUCUGCAGGCCAAGCGCUGAGAGCUUUGGUAAAUGCACGGCUGUGUGCGGCUGCGGAAGAGAUAUUUACGCUGUUUGAGAGAACGAUAGCGGAGUAUGAGGAGCAAUUGCGCCGAUCCAAAGAGGAGAACCAGAGGAACCAGGAGCUUCUUCAGGCUGUGCUUAACCCCAGAGUCACGCUGCUCCGGGCGGGCGUUGAGAGGCCAGGUCCCUGUCUGAACCAGGGACUGGACCUGGGACUAAACCAAGGACUGAACCAGGGACUGGACCUGGGAUUGGACCAGGGACUGGACCAGGGACUGGACCAGGAACUGACCCUGGAGAUCACGGAGAGUCCUCGGAUUAAAAAGGAGCCAGAGGAGCAGGGCAUCAAACAUGAGGAAGAGGCGCAUCUGCAAGUAUCUGCCCAGGAGUCCAGUUCUGACUGUGUGAAGGGAGAAGCAUCGUCACUAUGUCACCAAAGUGAGUCCAGAGAGGACACACUGGGAGAGGACAUAAGCACAGAGACAUAUUUCCACCUAAAAAAUGACACCGAUGAAGACUGGGAACCAUUCAGCUACUCGGCACCACACAUGGAGGUAGAGGCUGACCAAGUCCAGAUCAGAACCAACUCCAGACUAUCUCUCAACCAGAACAAACACCAGUGUCCAAUCUGUAAAAAGACAUUCACCUGUAAGAAUUAUUUAAAAAUACACAAUAACAUUCACACAGGAGAGAAACCCUUCAGCUGUUCAAUCUGUAUGAAGACCUUUGCAGACGCAUCGACGCUCAGGAGACACUUCAGAGUUCACACAGGACAGAAACCUUACAGGUGUUGUAUAUGUAAUAAAGCGUUUGCACAGAACUACAACCGCACGGUCCACAUGAGAACUCACACCAAAGGGGGACCAUGUUGAACAGCUCUCAUUUAUACAAUAUUAUGUGGAUUUCCAACUAAAAGUGACCAUAGACUGUAUAAAUAAGUGGACUGAGGGAGUAUGACAUCACGCAUAACAUUUGACUCCAGUCAAAUGAAGUUCAUCGAGGCUAGAGCAGUUAUAGGGACAAAUUUGGAGUCGAGUUCCAUAUUUAAAAUUCUGACCACGAGUAGCAUAACAACCGAAGAGCCAAUAUCCAGAGCGAGACUGCUGAAGGUAAUGUGCCUUCCCGCACUUUUGGUUUAGCAUGGAGUGGGUGCUUAGCAACGCUGUCAAUCAAACUUGUUGCUAAUGCUAUUAAGAGUGACCUCGGGGGAAGAAACUGCCUGAUUUGUCUGUUAUUAAUGUUCAUAUCUUAAUUUAGGGGAAAAAUAGCUAAAUAAAAACACCAGAAUCAUGUAGAGUGGUUUAAUAUGAACAUUUUAAGACCAAAAUGAUGAGCCUGACAGCAGCAGUUACAGUUACAGAAAGCGUUUCUCAAUAGAAAGUGAAUUUGAGCCAGAGUCAAUGGAGACAGAAGUGCGCCCAUGAUCACUUCCUUUUUGGAACAUGGCGGCUAGCAGAUUAGCUAUGUCCAUUUAUAUAUGCAAUCUAUGGUAGAGACAAAACUCAAACUUCCUCAGACUUGCUUACUUCUUGCCUCACUGUGCUCUGAACUCCUUCUGCCUCUCUGAAAACCCUGAUGCCCAAAGUUCUGUGUUUCAGCCCGGUGCCCAUUUUCAUGCUGUCUUUUUACAGAUCACAAACUUAACAUUGAGAAUCACGUACAGAACUUUUUUGUAUCCAUAAAAGAGAAUGUUCAUGUGAUCUAGUUUAUUUCAGCUUUAUAUACAACAUUUUGAGGAUUUUUUUCCCAUUCAAAAGAUAUAAUCAUUUAUUUUAUAUUUUUGAACACUAUGGCACCAGCCUUAAAUGAUAUUUUUCAACUACAACAGGUGAGCUGAUUUGUGCUGUUAAACAUGUUCCCCUGAAAUACAUAACAGUCACAAGCUAGCUAGCUAUUGCUUUUUCAAUUAGUCACUCUCACCAUGAACGCUCAUAUUGAUCACAGGGUCCUGAAAAUGUGUUGUUUUUUGUGUUUUUUCUUAGUUUUUAGGUUGUUUAUAAAACACAGUCCACCCCCCACGUGAUGUAUCAAUUUCUUAUCAAUCUGAAAGCCUUGGAUACUUUAAAUGUGCACUUUUUCAUUUCUCUGGUGGAGGGUCUGCCACCUGCUUGUGAGAUGGUAUUACUUUUGCCUACAAUAUUCCACAGUAUGGCAUUAAACUAGCCAGUCAUGCCACCUGGGCUAGGUACGGGUCAGAUCUGUGAACUGCAUAACUUUGCUAGUGGUGGAUAAGUCACCUGUUUGCCUUCAUAG
This is a messenger RNA of Periophthalmus magnuspinnatus, 2356 nucleotides long. Its product is annotated as zinc finger protein 596-like. The coding region runs from base 79 to 975 and encodes 298 amino acids. The record is from RefSeq and is a predicted model, not a curated record. Gene Ontology annotation, cellular component: nucleus. The transcript has 2 exons. Lineage: Eukaryota; Metazoa; Chordata; Actinopteri; Gobiiformes; Gobiidae.